CGUGUGUUUAUGUCUCAGUGUGGGACGAAUAAGAGGGGGGAAAGGGACACAACAAAGCUGGCGACUGGCUCGGGCUGCAGAGCGCAGAGAUCCGGAGCAAAAGAAAUCAAAUUAAAAAAAAGGAAUCCACUCCCAGAGAUGACAACAGACCAGAGGAUCUACUUUCAGUCCACUCUGUGUUUUUAAAGUUAACUUUUUUUUCCUGCGCGUCGACGAGGAGAGGACGUUUUGUGCCAAGCUUUCCUUCUCAGAUUUAAAAAAAAAAAAGCGUUUUGCUGCAAAAAUGCAACGACCAGGCGGUCAGGGGACAGCGUUUUCAAUCGACUCCCUAAUAGGAACCCCUCAGCCCAGGCCGGGGCACCUCCUCUACACGGGCUACCCGAUGUUCAUGCCCUACAGACCUCUGGUCAUCCCUCAAGCUCUGUCCCACUCGCCUCUGUCGUCCGGGAUCCCUCCGCUCGCGCCGCUGGCUUCCUUUGCCGGGCGCCUCACCAACACGUUCUGUGCCAGUCUGGGCCAAGGGGUGCCGUCCAUGGUCGCGCUCACCACCACGAUGCCGAGCUUCUCGGAUCCCCCGGACAGUUUCUACCCGCCGCAGGAGCUGCCCGGGCCCCGCUUGAGCGCCGCUGACCCCGGGGCGAGGAGGCAGGAGAGUCCGCACUCCGACGAGCUGCACGGUCGGGACAAAGGCUCCGAGCUGCUCAACUUUUCGGAAACUUUUCAAACAAUAUCAGGUGAGACCAAACUGUACAGUUCAGACGACGAGAAGCUGGACCUGAAGUCGGCGGACACGGUGUGCAGCGACAGGGAGGACAGCUCCGCGGACAGCGAGAACGAAAGUUUCUCGGACGGGAACAACUGCGGGGCCCUGUCCCAGAAGGGCAAACUAAAAACCGGCUCUCAGGAGGCGCUGCCCACGGGGGGCUCGGCCGGGAAGAGCCGCAGGAGACGAACAGCUUUCACGAGCGAGCAGCUGCUGGAACUGGAAAAGGAGUUUCACUGUAAAAAGUACCUUUCUCUGACGGAGCGCUCGCAGAUCGCGCACGCCCUGAAACUGAGCGAGGUGCAGGUGAAGAUCUGGUUUCAGAACCGCAGGGCCAAGUGGAAACGGAUCAAGGCCGGCAACGUCAACAACCGGUCAGGAGAACCGGUGAGAAACCCCAAAAUAGUCGUCCCCAUCCCCGUGCACGUCAACAGGUUUGCUGUGAGGAGUCAGCACCAACAGAUAGAGCAGGGGACCAGACCAUAAACUCAGAUUAAAACACCUGAAAAAAAAAAAAACAAUUAUUAUUAAAAACUCAAACCGACUCUCUGUCCUGUUGAAUUUGUUUGAACGCAUGAAGAACAAAAACGGAGGAUUCAGAUUUUGUUUUUUGUCUGACAGGUGAGACUGACAAUUUGCUCCCAAGCAGAUAAAUUAUUCGUGUUUUCAUUUUUUUUUCUAAUUUAUUCUCCUGUGAAUAAUGUARAUAGAAAUGUGCACUAAGAAAUGUGACUGUAAAUACUUUUUAAGUAUUUAUUUGUAGGGCCAAAACCUUCUGUUAUUUACGUGCAUGUCCUCAUUUGGUGAAGCAAUUUUUGGUAAUUUUUUUCCCCCAAUUUUUUUUUAUUUUUUGUUUUUUUGUGGUUCGUAAAAAAAAUGUUGACCACUUUUGCAUGGAACUGAUUUUACAUUUUUGGUUGGCACAUUGGACAGAUAUUUGUUGGGGUUGAAGAAAAAAAAUGUGAAGGAAAUAACGACAAGGGACAACUGUAAAGUAUAUUUGACCAAAUAAAUCGCUUUAUAAGAAA
Molecule: messenger RNA, 1791 nt
Organism: Austrofundulus limnaeus
Lineage: Eukaryota; Metazoa; Chordata; Actinopteri; Cyprinodontiformes; Rivulidae
Gene: gbx1
Product: gastrulation brain homeobox 1
Exons: 2
Coding region: 284-1249 (321 amino acids)
Biological process (GO): regulation of transcription by RNA polymerase II; regulation of nervous system development
Cellular component (GO): nucleus
Molecular function (GO): DNA-binding transcription factor activity, RNA polymerase II-specific; RNA polymerase II transcription regulatory region sequence-specific DNA binding
Source: RefSeq, a predicted model, not a curated record